This is a messenger RNA of Ectocarpus sp. CCAP 1310/34, 1884 nucleotides long. Lineage: Eukaryota; Phaeophyceae; Ectocarpales; Ectocarpaceae. The record is from the annotation of a GenBank genome assembly.
CGUUCAUCGACGUUUACCUCCCAGCACACACACACCCUACACCCUCCAUUCCCUGACACGAGAGCACCAGACGACAUCACACAAUGAAGGUUGCAGCUCUAGCACUGGUGGCGACUAGCACGGCUUCGGCAGCACAGCAGCAGUCAUGCUUCGUGCCAUCAGUUGGAGGCGGUCUCCGGCCAUCUGCAAGGACGACGAGCAGCAGCAGCGUGCAGAUGAAGCUUUGGGAUUUCGGGCUCAACCGCGAGGCGAUCACCGGGCCUUCCCAGGUGGAAGAGAACUGGAAGGCUCAACAAGAAAUGCUCAAGCGACGAAACAACAAGGGCGCCAUGGAAAAAUACAAGUCCAGGGUUAACGAGAAGAGGGCACAGGCAGACGCGAAGGCGAACAAGUGGAAAUGGCAGACCGAGAAGUCCAGCUUUGACCCGCUCGUGGCGUGGAAGAAGAUGAAGGCAGAGGGCAAGAUCGACGAGAUUUACGACGAGGGUGAGAACGAAGAAGGCGGUAUCCCGAUCCCCAUGGCCAGCUUCGGGGUGGGAGGCAGCUUCGGCGUCGGCGGGAAGUGGGACGAGGGCGGACGGUUCGACCUCCGACUUCCCUACGCCGAUCAGGGCUACGUGGACCCGGAUGAGGCUCCGAUGAAGAAGAUCGGAAGCAUCUUCGGCUGGAACAAGAAAAAGGAAGAGGCCGCGGAGGCUGCACCCAAGUCCGCUGCCAAGAAGGGCGCCAAGGGCAAGAAACCCGCGCCGGCCACUGAGUCCAAGCCGAAGAAGACCGGCUGGUGGUAAAACAGACGCCUUGUUUUGUUGUGGAUCAAGACUUAAAACAGAGGGAUAAGACUAAACUGAAUGGCUUGUUGAGGUCGACGACAAGACUGAGGAAAUGGGCUUAUUUUCGUGGACUCGGACUUUAACUGACGGCUUAUUUUGGUCCACUGAUACUGAACAGACGGGUGUUUUUGGGCGACGAAAGACGACGAAAAACUGCUUCUGUUGUGUUGGUUUUUCGUUUAUUUAUUUCUCGGGGCGAUUAUCUUUUUGUUUGGUAGGGGCGCCAGGGGAGACACCCCGGAUUUGAGUUUUCGACGUUUUCCGGGUGGCGUGCUGCCCCCGUGCUUUUGUUUCGGGUGUUUUUUCAUCGAAGACUCUUGAAUCGCGGGGCGGGCGAGGGGGGGGGAGGGGGUCAAUGCACCCCCCACGAGCUUGUAUCGGUCGGGGACUUAUUUUGUGGUCUUGCUGUGGGUCGGAAAGUCGGCAAUACCCUCUGCCCGCCUUCAUCGUGAUUUGAUGGAUACUCAGCAGGGGCGUUUCCGUUGUGUCGAGUUUGCUCUCGUGUUGCUCGCACGUAUCCUUCGUUUGUUACAUACAUUUUGUCUUCCUCCGUCGUACGGCCUGUGGUGCGGUGAGGUGGUUGACUCGGUGACAUGCAGGGAGAGGAAGCAUGUAUCAUGGCGGCGAGGGCGCGUUAGACCUUGUACAAAUAUCAGAAUCGCUCGAGGCUCUUAGAUGGAAGCAAAACGUCCAUUGCACGAUCGUUCGUGGCAGAUAGAGGAGUGUCGAGAGAGAGAUUCUCCUGGUCACGAGGCGUGCAUGUGUGUACAUAAGAGUCAACGCCGGAGAAGGAGAGGGUUGUACGGUAACUGCACUGCGUGCGUUUUGUCCGUGAACGUGCGCCAAUCGGGCUUGUCUAAUUCGUGGGCGUUAAGGAUGUGGUGUUGCGUGUUCGCUGAAAGGACGGUGGGUGGUGACACAUCGCGAAGAAGAUGAUGCGGGCGUAAAUGAAAAAAGAAUAUACAACAGAGUGCUACAGACAAUGUCGGUAUCUGCCCCGGCCUGGUAUCGCUGUGACAGGGGAGACGCGCUCUUUCCCCUAUUUACGUCUCGG